AUGCAUCGACUUCUGCAGCUUGUGGGGAGUGUGGCAGCAGUGCUGCUGGCUACGACGACUUCUGUCACCGCUGGUGACUCGCGCUGCUUCCCCGAAGACUUUCUCUUUGGAUCUGCCACUGCGUCGUACCAGGUCGAAGGCGCAGUGAAGGAAGGCGGCCGCACACCGAGUAUCUGGGACCAAUUCUGUCGUGAACGACCAGAGGUCAAAUGUGCCAACGUGGCCGACGACUUCUACCAUCGUUACAAGGACGACAUCCAAUUGAUGGCAAAAACGGGGCUGCAGAGCUUCCGCUUCUCCAUCUCAUGGUCGCGGGUCAUGAACUGGGACUCGGCGUUGCAUGGCAUGCGCCCGAACCCCGAGGGUAUCGCGUUCUACCACUCGCUAAUCGAUGAGCUGAACAAGAACAACAUCAAGCCCAUUUUGACGCUCUAUCACUGGGACUUACCGCUGGAGCUGCAUACAGAGCUGUCUCCUCAAGGUUGGCUCAACUCGGACAUCGUCCAGCACUUUGCGGAGUACGCGAUGCUCAUGUUCCAUGAAUACGGAAGCAAAGUGAAUCUCUGGACCACAUUCAAUGAGCCCCUGUCAUUCACGACAGCCGGCUACGCUACCGGUAGAGAGGCCCCGGGGCUCACCGGCUCACCGACUCAGGUGUACGCUGCCACACACAACGUGUUGCUCUCUCAUGCGAGAGCGGUCCAGCUAUUCCGCGAGCUAAAGAAGUCUCAUGUUAUUAGUGAAAAGGCUCAAGUUGCUAUUGUGCUGAAUGCUGACUACGCGUAUCCUCUGGAUGAGUCGAAUCCGGCUGACGUGGAGGCUGCUUCGCGUAAAAUGGAGUUCGACGUGGGCUGGUUCCUCUCUCCGAUUGUUAGUGGAGACUACCCGUCCGUCAUGCGUGAGAUCGUGGGCGACCGCCUCCCGCGUUUCUCACGUGACGAGACUGCGUUGUUGAAGGGAUCAUACGAUCUCUUUAUGCUCAAUCACUAUUCAACACGUGCAGCUACGGACUGCGACUCGAGUGCGUCACAAACUGACUGCAAUAAGCUUGCAAUCGGCUGGCAGCGUGACCGUGGCGUUGACAUCUCUCAGACAGUUCCAGGAACCAGACCACGCAGUGAAAAGGCUCUCAAAGACUCUCACUGCGCGUCGUUCACUGCGUACCCUCCUGGUUACCUUGAGACCAUCAAGUGGCUGCACAAACAUGACACAUCCGCCGACAUCCUACUGACCGAGAACGGAUGGUGCGGGGACGAUGAGAUCGACAACCCCGAUCAACUAUGGUACUUCCAGGCCUAUUUGGAGCAAGUGCACAAGGCGAUCACGGAAGAACAUAUCCCCGUUAUCGGAUACACAGCCUGGUCUUUCCUCGACAACUACGAGUGGGGGUCGUACGAGUCACGUUUCGGUCUGUACUACGUCAACUACACGUCCGAAUCAGGAUCUCCUGACUUUUACGAGCCCAAGCCAUCUGAUCUGGCUCGUAUUCCUCGUCCGUCGGCCAAGUGGUUCCAGAAGGUGGCGAGCUCCAAGUGUCUGAAUGUGGACGAAUCGUCAGCAACUACAGUCGAGACACCCGAGAGUGCUGGUCACAGUCACCACGUGUGGCGCUGGCUGUUCAGCAUCGUGGCGAUCGCAGCGGUGGGUUUCGCGGUGGUGGUUGUGCUGGUGUUCUUCGUUGGACGUCGCAUUUGGCGUCACUUCCGUGGUCACGAUGGUGCUGCGGCUGAAGGGACCCCUUUGCUGUAG
This is a messenger RNA of Phytophthora infestans T30-4, 1749 nucleotides long. Its product is annotated as beta-glucosidase, putative. The record is from RefSeq and is a predicted model, not a curated record. Gene Ontology annotation, molecular function: beta-glucosidase activity. NCBI's taxonomy places the organism in Eukaryota, Oomycota, Peronosporomycetes, Peronosporales, Peronosporaceae. Bases 1 to 1749 code for a protein of 582 amino acids. Gene Ontology annotation, biological process: carbohydrate metabolic process. The transcript has a single exon.